Messenger RNA from Magallana angulata, 749 nucleotides. RefSeq names its product 39S ribosomal protein L23, mitochondrial-like. Gene Ontology annotation, molecular function: structural constituent of ribosome. NCBI's taxonomy places the organism in Eukaryota, Metazoa, Mollusca, Bivalvia, Ostreida, Ostreidae. The record is from RefSeq and is a predicted model, not a curated record. Bases 104 to 637 code for a protein of 177 amino acids. Gene Ontology annotation, cellular component: ribosome; mitochondrial large ribosomal subunit. The transcript has 5 exons. Gene Ontology annotation, biological process: mitochondrial translation.
AUACUCCGAAUAAACUGAUGUGAAACUUACCUUGUGUCUUUAAACCGGAAGUAGUAUAUUGGUAAAGAAAAACGCAUGGGGGUCAAUUUUGUAAACAAAUGACAUGAGCUUUAGAAAAAGGCCCGAUUUACGACCUGUAUCCCGUUUUUUAAAAAGCAUCCCAUUAUGGGAGAGGCCUACUUUUCGAUACCCUAUAUAUCGCCCUGGAAACCCCCAAACCCGUCUUUUUCUGCCUCAGUUUUGGAUGAAGAUAAUGCGAGAUGAACGGAACAAAUCUCCUCCUAACUCGGUUCAAUUUGAAGUCCACAGAGAAAUGACUAAACAUGAUAUCAGAGAAUAUCUGGAGAAGAUCUACGGAGUUAAGGUGCUGAAGAUCAGAACAUAUACCAUUGAAGGCAAGGAUGCCCUUGAAAGGGCCGCGGAUGAGCCCUGGCUGAGGACCACUUUCUCCACCACAGACUUCGACAGAAGGUUUGCCUUUGUCACACUGAAGGACAGCACAUUUUACUUCCCAGAUAUUGCAAAAGGAUAUCGCUCAAAACAAAACAAAGAGGAAGAGGCUGAAAAGAAAACAGCGUUGAAAAAUGAGACCGAGAGUAGUAAAACACUGGGAAUACCCAAGUUCUUCCUACAAUAGAAACUGUGUUUUAUCAUAAAGAGUGACAGACACUAGUGUAUAUCUAUAUGUACAUUAUUUUUUUUGGCUGUAUGUAUGUUUUUGUGUAAUUAAAUUUAUUGCCAGUGCUUAA